CACAUCGAAAUUAUAGGUUUGUGUGAUUCCACCCUAACAGACAGAGUAAACACACGAAAGCAUGAUCCAGAUGUAAAUAAAGGAAUAUUUUAAAGAUAUAAAAUAGUGCUAUCUAAAAGCGACAGUCGGAACAACUAUGGAGAACUUAAGUGAGGAAACUAUGCAUAAUACAAAUAAUCUAAUCAAAGAAGGAGACUAUGUUAUAAUCAGAAAGGAGAAUUUUAUGAAGGUUCACAGAGUAUCAAAAAAUAGUAUUUUUACAAUUACUAAAGAUGAUGUAGAUACAAGUUCCAUAAUAGGAAAACCCUUUUGGACAACGUUUGAAAUAGUCCCUUCUUCAAAAGGCGAGUCAAUUAAUAAUCUACAACCAGUAACAAAAGCAGAGAUGUUAGAGAAAUUACGAUUCGAUUCCUUGAAGUCAGGUGUUGAUAAUCGACUGAUUAAUGAUAACGGUACAUCACAGCAGUUGUCGAAGCAGAAAAUUCUCGAUCUUCGAAAAGCCGGAAAGUCCGGAAAGGAAAUAGUUCAAACUCUUAUCGAAAAUAGUACAUCUUUCAGCACAAAGACUGAAUAUUCUCAAGAAAAAUACAUCCGAAAGAAGGGGAAAAAAUAUUUUCAGUACUUAACAAUUUGCCGUCCAACUAUUGCAUUACUACAGGAACUUUACUUUCGGCAAGAUUAUUAUAAAAUUAAUUCAAUAAGAAUGGACACAUUGGCACAAAUAAUUUCUUACAGUGAUAUAAAAUCGGACGGAGUGCACUUGUUAUACGACAGUGGAUCUUUAGGUCUAGUGGCGGCGAGUAUUCUCAACCGGAUCGGAGCCAACACUUCCGGUUCUCUGAUAAAUCUGUACCUUGGAAACGACCCUCAAAACACAGCUGUAAAGGCGAUGAACUUUCCGUCCGAUCUUUUAAAUCGAUUGACGAAUCUCAACUUGAAAGACCUUAUCCAGAGUAAAGAAAGAGUUGCAAAAAUUCCACCGACCGAAUCCAAGGAAGAUUCGCCUGAAAUACUCAAAACAGAGAAACAAUCCACAGCAGAAUCUGGAACCGAAUGUGCCGAAAAUAAGGAAUCUAGUGAAGAUAAUUCACGUAAACGAAAAACUCCAACAGAUACAGAUACUGAUCUAGAGUCUAAUGUACCUCAGAAAAAAUCUAAAACUUGUGCUACGAAUCUUCUUAGUACUACUAAAGUCGACAGUUUGGUUAUAGUAGCCAGAGAGCAUCCUCUUAAUAUCGUUGAAUUGCUUAUAAAUUUUGUAAAAAAGUCUAGGCCAUUUGUUAUAUUCCACACGAAUCGGGAACCACUUCAAGAAAUCUAUGUUCUUCUCAAACAAAAAUACCGUGUAGUUAAUUUAAAACUUUUUACCAAUUUUUUACGGUCCUAUCAAAUUUUAACUGAUAGAACGCAUCCUGAUAUUUUGACAAGUAGUUGUAAUGGGUAUCUUCUCACAGGAUAUUGUACACAAUAAAAAAAUUUUUAAUUUACAGAA
Leptopilina heterotoma is the source of this 1492-nucleotide messenger RNA. RefSeq names its product tRNA (adenine(58)-N(1))-methyltransferase non-catalytic subunit TRM6 (gene Trmt6). NCBI's taxonomy places the organism in Eukaryota, Metazoa, Arthropoda, Insecta, Hymenoptera, Figitidae. The record is from RefSeq and is a predicted model, not a curated record. Gene Ontology annotation, cellular component: tRNA (m1A) methyltransferase complex; nucleus. Bases 137 to 1471 code for a protein of 444 amino acids. Gene Ontology annotation, biological process: tRNA methylation. The transcript has 3 exons.